GAAAAAAAACAAAGAAGAAAAGUGAAAUUCUUUUCUUCCGUGGAGCGCACGGCCAGAGUGAGAAUAUAUAUUAUACCAGUUUGACUAUAUAGAAUGGCGGACUGAUUCGCGUUGCGCGUGGCGACAACGUCGGCGCAGCCAAAUCAAACGACAUACAUACAGACUCAUCAUCAUAGACAGAGAGAACAGAGAAAGCGGAGGAGAGGGUGCCUUUGAUUUCAAUCCCUGUCCCUGAUUCGACUAUGAUGGAAUCAGAGACUGGACAACUAGACCCGACGAUGAAUGGAAACAAUCAAAAGGUAGAAUCAGAGGCACAACCACAGGCAGAAGACCUUGAGAAGAAGAAGAAGAAGAAGAAGAAAGAAGAAAAGGCAAGAGAGAAAGAAUUGAAAAAACUCAAGGCUGCACAAAAAGCAGAAGCAGCAAAACUUCAGGCACAAGUGUCUAAUACUUCAAAAAUGGGUAAACGAAAGAACAUAAAGAGGGAGGCAGGGGAAGAAAAUCCUGAGGAUUAUCUUGAUCCAGAAACUCCUUCUGGUGAGAAGAAACAUCUUUCUCAACAAAUGGCUAAGCAAUUCAGUCCAAGUGCUGUAGAGAAAUCAUGGUAUGCAUGGUGGGAGAAAUCAGGUUUCUUUGCAGCAGAUUCUAGCAGCUCCAAGCCGCCAUUUGUGAUUGUUCUGCCACCUCCAAAUGUUACUGGGGCCCUACACAUAGGCCAUGCUCUUACCUCUGCCAUCGAGGAUACUAUUAUUCGUUGGCGUAGAAUGUCUGGAUACAAUACAUUGUGGGUGCCUGGAAUGGACCAUGCUGGGAUAGCUACCCAGGUGGUUGUGGAGAAGAAAAUCAUGCGGGAAAGGAAAUUAACUAGGCACGAUGUUGGCCGUGAGAGAUUUGUAUCUGAAGUGUGGAGUUGGAAGGAGGAGUAUGGUGGCACCAUAUUGAAACAACUAAGAUGCUUGGGUGCGUCUCUUGAUUGGUCCCGUGAGUGCUUCACAAUGGAUGAGAAAAGAUCCAAGGCUGUGACAGAGGCUUUUGUUAGGCUUUACAAAGAAGGUCUUAUUUAUAGGGAUCUGCGGCUAGUGAAUUGGGACUGCAACUUACGAACAGCAAUAUCUGAUAUUGAGGUAGACUAUUUGGAUAUCAAAGAAAGGACACAGUUAAAGGUUCCUGGAUAUCAAAAGCUGGUGGAGUUUGGUGUUUUGACAUCAUUUGCUUACCCUCUGGAAGGAGGACUAGGUGAGAUUAUUGUGGCCACUACUAGAGUGGAAACUAUGCUUGGUGAUACUGCAGUAGCGAUACAUCCUGAGGACCCAAGAUACAGCAAUAUCCAUGGAAAAUUCGCUAUUCACCCAUUCAAUGGAAGAAAGCUUCCUAUAGUUUGUGAUGCAAUACUUGUUGAUCAGAAUUUUGGGACUGGUGCUGUUAAGAUAACUCCUGCCCAUGAUCCAAAUGAUUUUGAGGUCGGGAAGCGUCAUAAUCUUGACUUUAUCAACAUCUUUACUGAUGAUGGGAAAAUAAAUAGUAAUGGUGGCUCGGAGUUUGCGGGAAUGCCACGUUUCAAAGCCCGUGAGGCUGUAACAGCAGCUUUACAGAGAAAGGGACUCUAUAGAGGUGCCAAAACUAAUGAGAUGCGACUUGGCAUUUGUUCAAGAAGCAAUGAUGUUGUGGAGCCGUUGAUAAAGCCUCAGUGGUAUGUAAAUUGCAAUAGUAUGGCCAAGCAAGCUCUUGAUGCUGUCUUUGAUGAGGAAAAUAGGAAAAUGGAGAUCAUUCCAAGACAAUAUGCUACUGAAUGGAAGAGAUGGCUAGAAAAUAUUCGUGAUUGGUGCGUCUCAAGGCAGCUUUGGUGGGGGCACCGUAUUCCUGCAUGGUAUGUGACAUUGGAGGAUGAUGAACUUAAAGAACUUGGUGCAUACGAUGACCACUGGGUGGUUUCUAGAAAUGAAGAAGAGGCUCGAACAGAGGCUAGCCGAAUAUUUGCUGUCAAGGAAUUUCAGAUUUCUCAAGAUCCUGAUGUCCUGGAUACCUGGUUUUCUGCUGGUCUUUUUCCAAUAUCUGUGUUAGGUUGGCCGAAUGAUACAGAUGAUUUAAAGGCAUUUUAUCCAACUUCAGUGCUUGAAACUGGGCAUGACAUUCUCUUUUUCUGGGUUGCACGUAUGGUGAUGUUAGGAAUUAAGCUGGGAGGUGAUGUGCCUUUUAGAAAG
Messenger RNA from Camellia sinensis, 2201 nucleotides. NCBI's taxonomy places the organism in Eukaryota, Viridiplantae, Streptophyta, Magnoliopsida, Ericales, Theaceae. The record is from RefSeq and is a predicted model, not a curated record.